Molecule: messenger RNA, 5331 nt
Organism: Stylophora pistillata
Lineage: Eukaryota; Metazoa; Cnidaria; Anthozoa; Scleractinia; Pocilloporidae
Molecular function (GO): carbohydrate binding
Source: RefSeq, a predicted model, not a curated record
AAAGAUGGAAACCGCUGUCCUGGGAUUGACAAGUAUGCUCUGAUCAGCUACAGAUGCCAGCCUCCUGGCAGUGUCGUGGCAGAUCUGCCUAACUCGGAUGGUGGUAAGGAGGUUCUUGAAUCAUCACAACAGGACACAGUGAACCCAAUGCAAUCCUUGCUUCACCUGACAGCAAAUGCGAAGACUCCAUUCCCUGAUCAGAAAGUUGGUGAGCUGAACUUAAGCAUGUUGCUUCCAGUUCCUCAGUACAAUCGUUCUGAUCAGCUAAAACCAAUUUUCGAUUUUCUCGGAGGACAAAGUGACGCAAAGAAUAGAUCAUCACUCGGAGAAAAUCUUCCUGUUCCAAAAGAUUCCCGGCCGUUUUUGUCAACCGGAAAGCACAUAUCAACUUCAGUAGUCCAGGGCGGCAUUACAGCCUCUCCACUUGCGAGACACAAGGGCGUAACGCCAUCAACAAAGCUGCGUGUAGCUAGCCUUGCUUCGAAAUCUGAGCCCGGCGUUGGUUAUGACCGGGCUUCUCCUACAAAAAAACCUGAGUUUAUUUCACGAGUAAAUCCAACUUCCUCCCCUGAGUCGGUAUCAUCCAAUAAUGCAAACGUUCAUGAUGUUUUAAAUGCGAUAUCACCUUUUUCUACAAAUUCCCCUUCACAAACACCUUUGGAGUCAUCCAUAAACCUACCACCAAACCCGCAAGUCUCUACAACAACAGAGCCAUUUGAGGGCCUUAUGAAAACUUUUCUGACAAGUAAAUUUGGACAGGUGUUGUCGAAAAGCCUUCUCGACUCAGGGAGAACAGAGGAUUCGUCAUACAAAAACAUAAUGGCGCAGCAUUUUGGUUCUACUGUUCAACCAACCGCGUCAUUAGUCAGUAAAACAUCAACAAACGAACACAUGAUCGCGAAUCUAAUAUCCGGUCUGAUACAUCAACCUUCAGGGCAAGGACCAGCAGGCAUUUCGGCCGCAAACAAGGACGAUGGACAGAUGGCCACCAGUGGUACAAAUAAAAUGUCUUCUGCGACGAUUUCUAUAGGAAAUAAAGAAUUUUCAUUGGCUGAUUUAUCUAAAGCUUUAAACAACGAUCAGCAGACUCCAAAUAAAUUAAAAGGUGCAGAAACAGAAUUUCAGUUACCAAAACAGAGUCACAAACAGCGAACCAAAGAGAAAAUUAGGAAACUCAAUGAAAAGAUCGCUACACUGGAAACUCUGAGCGACGCAUUGGAUGCUUUGACAACGCGGCUGUCGCCGGAAGAGAGUAAGGGAGGAAACAAGCAGGAAGAAAUCUCGCCCGGCUCAGAGGAACCAGUCACUUUAGGGCAAGAGAGACAUAAAAAGCAUCAUACGCAUCACCAUCGUCAUCAAAAUGAUAAGUUCUCGCAAGACAUGGAUAUGUUGGGAACCCUCCUAGGUUGGGAUGCACCUUAUUCGCAAGAGAAGGAAACUUCUCUCGUUCGUAAGAAGGAUAAGGACUCGAACUUGAUCGAGGGAAUAAGGGGAAAUAAAGGAUUUAGUUCAAACGAUUUAAAAACAUUGCAAAGCAAGAUAAAUCAAGCUAUUGAGGCAGCGGAAACUGCUGGAAGAAAGCACGAUUCUAAGCAGCCAACGGCAUCAGCGUUGCUACCGCUUAUUUUAGCCGGAAAAUUAGGAGAAGACGUCGGAGCACAAACACGAGAAGAAGUAGCAACCAUUCACUCCCACCAAGGCGUAUCAAAAGGAUUUCUUCCAGCCACGGACAAGGAGCUGCAAGCGUUACAAGAUAUUCUAACCGGGCUGAUCGAUAAUGCUAAGAGAAAGGGUACACUGAAGCAGUUAGUGAAGCGAUGGGAUAAGAGUGGAGGUCCGUUUGCAGACAUAGCAAGAAACAUAUCAGAAUAUUUAAAAGGAGACAGUAGAAUGAAAAGACCGGUUACACUACUGGGGGUUGCCAAAAACUUUACCGGUAAAAGUGCAGCAGUUCCAGGUAAUUUGUCAAAAAGCACUGCGGGUCAAAACAAUAGAUCCAACGACUUUAAAACGUCUGCUCUGUUUACUGAGGCUGUGAACGCUCUUCUUGGCGCAGUUUCGAAGCGCCAUGGAUUACACAGAAGAAAUUCCACGAACCGUUCAUCAUUCAUGUCCACUGAUACUCUUAUUGACUUCAAAGGAGUACUUCUUGGAGGGCGCAUUAACAAGCUCCCGCCCCCAGAAGAUCCGCUCGCUGAAAUGGAAAGUAAGGUUCUCGCAGAAAUAUUGAGCGGAAAACAAAACAAAACGCUCGUCACGAACUCUUCAAAACUAACUAGCGUUACUGGAGGAAACAAAGCAUUAAAUAAAAAGAGUAACAAAAUUGACGUUAGGCACAAUAAUCAAACACAACUGGUUCAACACACUUUGGGUGGACAGAGCAAACAAAAACUUUCCUUCUCAAGCUAUGAAAAAAAGAACGUUUCUAAAAGCAUUAGGAAUAACACCUUAAUGGACUUCAUGAACAGUAUGGAGAUGCCCGAGAGAGACAAAAGCCUUCCAAAGAAUGUCAAACCAGGUAAUAAACAUUCCAAAGUGAGUCCUCGUAUUGAUGAUUUGAUGACAGCAAUUGCGGCAAGUCUAUUAGAUCUGAACGAGGCCAAAGAGGAUAACUCUUCAAAACACAAGCCAUUAAUAAAAUACGACGAAAGCGGUAUUGAUAAAUUUCCAAAUGAUCAUAAGAUAAGCGACUUUUCUAAUGAAGAUGCUGUGCUGCAAGCACCCACAGAUCACUUAGCAUACGUUAACAGCAACAACAGCAACAGAAAUCGAUCCAAUGAGCUAAAUAACUCUACAAAAUUGCCUCUUAAAGUCACUUUGCCACAGAAUAAUACGAAAAACCUUUUACCAAAUGAAAGAGCCAAAGGUACACCUGGGGUGAUCGAGAAAGUUGACCCGGGUGAUCAGACAGUGACGUUGACUUUGGAAACAGUAGAUGACGUCCCCACGCCCUCUCCGCCAUCCGAUGACACGCCCAAGAUACAAACCGGAUUACGUAAUGACAAGGUGCCACAUAACCUCAACGUUCAGUCAGUGGCAACACUUGGUAAAAUAAACGCCACAAAUGCAAAAGAUAAAGAGCAUUCCUUUACACAAAGAAUCAUUAAAGAGGAACCAAAAGUGCAUUCUGAUUUGACGGUGGACACAAGGAAGCCUGAAGUAGCUUUGCCAUCAGAUGAUGACGGAAAAUUAACGUCCAUUUCGGCUUCCCCUGAGUUAAAUCCUGAAACUGUGGGAAAUAACCAAAAACCGUCAAGCCCAGAUCUUCCCCUUGAUUUGCAAAUGAAUGCGAUAGGUAGAAUAGCGGAAGACGAUGACCAGUCAUCGGUCUUACCGACUGAUUUGUCUGCUGCCUUGCCGUCGACUCCAGACCUCUCCCCUGGAUCUUUGGCCUCUAAAAAUGGUGAGGUGAAAUCUUUCGAAGACAAAGUCCUACCAAUGGCCUCAGAUUUAACACUUUCAAACGAUUCUAAAGGUGGAGAAACCGAGAGCAUUGUAUCAAAAUUGUCAUCCAAUAAUGAUGACAAUCCCACGCUGAUCAAACCAAGUUCCACUGCUGUCACACAAGGAGGCGACACCAGACCCACUGCGGCUGAAAUACGAGAAAUAUCAACUUCAGUCAAGGCUUUGUUGAAAGUUCUAACAACCUAUUCAAAGAGGUUAAGACUUGAGGACGAUCAGGGUGAAGAAGCUUCACCGAAGGGCAAACUCCCAACGAGAAGCAGCACAGGCAAUAAAGUGAACGUUAGUGUUGCAAGCGUAAAGGAAGAAGAGCUGAAAAAACCUUGGAAAACAGAACUUCCCUCAACAAAAUAUACUAAUAACGUGUACGCUAGCUUUCCUGUCUCAUCACCAACGCUACCCAGAUAUGCUGAUAGUGGUGUGUUCGAAAAUAUCCAGGAACAGCCAAGCAUAGAAGCAAGUAACUUCAACUGGAAUCCAGCCCAAGAGCCCGCGCAUGCCCAAAUGCCUUUCGACGCGAGCCCUACUAAGACUAGUUUAGAACCUCAAAUUGGUGCUGAACAGUGGAGACCUGGGAAUGCUUUGGAUGCGAUGGGUGAAGAGCUUAAAGAGUUGAAUUUACCUUCAAUUGAGGAUGACCCUACGGUACGAGCGGUUCAGAAAAUGGUGGCAGAUGAAAAUGCGUUGAUAAGUGAGAAACGAAAAGCGAUUCAAAGGGUCAAGCCGCAGGUUUUUAAUGUGACUAAGAGUCAACAGCCGGCGGGUGGGCCAGGAGUGUUUAGUCGCAAUAACAUACCUAAACACAGAGGUCAUCCGACAAAUAGUUCACUUGUGGAAGGUAAAAAGAGCCACCAGAAAUUCAAUUCCUUUGAUAAAAGUAACAGGAAAAGGAAGAAGGAAGCCAGAGGCAGGGACAUUAUCGCAAAGCUGAGCAACAACACGAUUUCUCAUCAUCACACAUCGACUGUUGGUAACAGAACAACCACCGAACCCACCCUACAAAGGAGUGAAACUCGCCACGAUGAUAAAAAAUUAUACAGUAAAAAGGUGAUACGAAAAAACACGCACAGUACUAAGUUGAUGAGGAACAGAGACGAAAUACCCGGCGAAGCCGUCUAUACACAAAGACUUAACGAUUCUGCGCAUGCACCGAAAGACAAGUUGAAUCCUCAAAAACGGCCAGUUCAUUCAAACACAACUUCUGCUGGAGAAGUUGCAGGUCUGAAAAAUACUAAGCAAGAAAAACGUGAAGGGAAAAUUUCUGCCGGAGGAAAAAGUUAUGACGGAUCACACCAUACUACAGUCGUCAGUGACAUAACAAGCUUCAAGAAUAUCACAAAAGAAAAACUAAACCGUGUUUUCGCUAAAGGAAACACCCCAAAUAUAAAUGGCACUGAGUUAAAACAGAACCACAAUAGACCAACGAAUGUCACACGCAAAAUAAACAAGCGACAGUCGGUAAAAUAAUUGACUCAAAUUUCAAGUCCUUGCGCGAGAACCAGCCGGGUUAUGUAAUAGAUGUAUAGCUGGUUAGCCCUUCAACCCCUUAUUAGAGUGAUUGACUUCUAAUUUCUCUUUAUGGUAUCCUCCUUGAAACAAAUGUAAAGGUCAUGAGAAUAAAUGAACUGAUCACCACUUUAAACAGCUACUGCUUGUUAAACAAAAUCUCUUUGUCAUUACCAUGGCAAAUGUAAAGAGAAGAGCCUGUAGAGUCUGAAUACCAGUGUAAAGGGUGUAAUUUAAAGGGUUAAACAAAGUAGAUUUCUUGGAUCAUGAUGAUGUUUAUGUAAAAUGCAUUAUCUGCGCGCAUGAGCAUAGAGUUGAUGCCGGAGUCAAUCAAACUUGUUUUGUAAAAUGAUGAUUGGAAAA